Lethenteron reissneri (Far Eastern brook lamprey) is the source of this 3170-nucleotide messenger RNA. RefSeq names its product complement C1q tumor necrosis factor-related protein 4-like. The record is from RefSeq and is a predicted model, not a curated record. Gene Ontology annotation, molecular function: protein binding. Lineage: Eukaryota; Metazoa; Chordata; Hyperoartia; Petromyzontiformes; Petromyzontidae.
GGGUGUUCGCUCGCGUUUGGUGCCUCGGAAACCUGCCGGUCGCUUCGCCACUAGCUCACGUUUUGGCGUAGGGAGCCACCGCCAGCCGUUGGUGAGCGAGGAUCGGCCACGCACGUGUGCCGUCCGUGCAGCUAGUUCAUUCCAAACGAUAUCGCCGGCGCUUUUCUCGCCCUGCAUCCCGGAAGAUUUUUUUUUUUCCUGUCGAGCCGUAAAUAUUUAUCCGACUUGCUCCUGCACCGGCACAGCUUUUGAUUUAAAAAGAUAAAAAAUAUAUCAAUAUAUACAAAAAGGCAGACCUGACCGGAUCAUCUGAUAAACAAAACAAACCUCUCUUCCGCUACUCUGCUUCACGGAGAUGGCGCACGCCGGCGCUCUGGCGACGCUGGCACUGCUGCUGUGCUGGGCGUCGAGUGGCGCACACGCCGGCGACGGCGACGCGAGCCGCGAGGGGCUCGCCGUGGCAGCACCGGUGGCGACUUUCACCACCACCACCACGACCACCACGACGACGGUGUCCGUGCCUCAACCCCGCGGUUCCGCGUUCUCUGCCGCGCGCACCAGCAGCAUGAUCGGCGGGCCCAAGAUAGCGGUGGCCUUCGACCGCGUCUACGUGAACAUCGGCGGGGACUUCGACGCGGCGAACGGCGUGUUUGCGUGCCGCGUGCCGGGCGCCUAUUACUUCUCCUACACCGUGGGCAAGUACCCACGCAAGCCGCUCUCCGUCAUGCUCAUGAAGAACCGCAACGAGGUGCAGGUCAUUGCCUACGACGAGCACCGGCGGCGCGAGCGCAAGGUGCAGAGCCAGAGCGUCAUGCUGCAGCUGUCGGUCGGCGACACCGUGUGGCUGCGGCUGCACGGCGACCCCAAGUACGCGCUCUACAGCAGCGCAGGGCCCUACACCACCUUUUCCGGGUACCUCGUCUACCCCGACCUGCCGCUCGGCGACGCUCGGCCCGCCGAACCGGAACGAGAGGCCAACGACGCGCCGGCUGCCAGCGACGAGCAACGAUCCAGCAAUGACAUCGCGGCGGAAGAAGAGCCGCCGGCCGCAGAUGCAAAGGCGCGCGGCGGCGCUCCGUCACGCCAGUCCUUGGCGGUGGUGGCAGUCAACCAUGAGGCCCGGUCUGCGUUCUCCGUGGCACGCACCGAAAGCUUGCCGGUCGAAUUCAAGGGCAAGGGCGCAGAGGGGAAGGAGAGCAACGCGGCGUCUGCAGCGGAUGACGACCUGCAGCCGAUGCCCUUCGACUCGGAGUUCGUGAACAUCGGCCGGGACUUCGACGGCGAGUCGGGCACGUUCACGUGCCGCGUGCCGGGCGCGUACUACUUCGCCUUCACGGCGGGCAAGGCGCCGGGCCGUGCGCUGGCGGUCAAGCUGAUGCGCAACGGGAGGGAGGCGCAGGCCCUGCUCUUCGACGACGACCCGUCGCCCCAUCGCGAGAUGCAGAGCCAGAGCGUGAUGCUGCAGCUCAAGAGCGGCGACACUGUGUGGCUGCACAGCCCGCAGCGCGAGGGCUUCGGGGCCUACAGCAACCACGGCCGCUACAUCACCUUCACCGGGUUCCUGCUCUAUCCGGACCCGCCGCCGUAGCGUGUGCGCGUGCCCACGUGGCGUCUGCUCGCCAGGCGCGGCGUCAGCUCGCGUCUCGUGGCGGUUAAUGCUGUAACCACAAUUUCAUACUUGCCAACCCGGCAGACUUAAGGAUGCCAAUUUUUAAGACCCGUUUAUCGCACGAAAAAAACGUUGACUGCAAAAGCGGUACGCGGUAAAAAUGGCGUAACAAUCGGCACCCUUCCGAUUAAAUCUGCAUGGUUGGCAAGGGUGGAGUUUCACUUGUGAAUGAUGCUGCAAAUGUUAACGAUGACUGUUUCGUUAUAACCGUUGUAGUUUGAAAAAAAAAAAGCAGAAAUUCCAAGGGGUCAAAUAGCAGCAGAACCGUUUAACUAAUUACCCCACACAGAAAAUUAUUCAACUGUAAUUAAUUUCUGAAUCUGAAUACAAGUGCUUGUGUCCCCCUGCCUGGCUCACACACCAACUUGGAAAUUUCCCAGGCUGCUGCGAGCGAACAAACCCACGGCUGUCGUCCAGUCUCUCCGCGAAAAGUGCGCGAGAAAACUGCAGAAUGCUCGGCUUCUUUAGAUGCAAACACGUGGUCCACUCGUGAACUUACUUUCAUCAGCAGAUACUUACGAGGCUAACCUCGACAAAUUACAAAGAAGCAGUGCGAUUGAGUCGCAAACACAAUAAUUGUAGUUAUAAAAUAAAAACUUCUAAACGUUGAACAAAAAAAUGAGCCAAUUCCAACAAAGCACAGUAUUGAUUUAAAAAAAGCACAUUUCCAAAGUACUGUUAUAUCCGCUCUGCUUAUGUGAAACUUAGUCUCCAUUUCCAAAUCCAGAAGGCAGCACGGAGCAAAGGCGACGCUGUCAACGAGUCCCGAGCGCGCUCCAUACUGCAGCUCGUGACACAAGCACAGAGCAAGCAGCGCUGCACAGUCGUGACGUGACGUUGUGUGUAAAUGUGGCGCAGCCUCCAUCGUUGGUGAGGCUCGUGGCUAGCGUUUAAUGCCUGCAGCGAGAUGCCUCUUAUCCACCACCCUAUUGCCCGCUAUCAUUAGUAUUCCAAGGUAUAAUUCUAUCUGCAGACACCGAGUCUUCCUACUAUCUACAUUCAUACAUGGAUAAAAGGAGUCGCCCAUAAAUGGUGGGAAAUUCAUUUGAAUACCACUCAAUCUUCAAAUGAGUCACCCAGUAAGUGCUAAAUUCAUCCAAGCACCUUCAUAUUUUUUUCAGAUAAGUUAUCCCAAACAUCAACGCGGAUAACGGGAGUUUCGCUGUACUCUCCUUGGGGGGUAUGUGUUGCUUUGGUGAUUAUCAUAGACGAGUAAGACUGUUUUUUUAGCUUUUUAAUUUCGAUGUUGGAAAGCACAGGCGAAGAGCUGUGUGCCCGCAGAGGCACACCAAAGGCCAAGCCAAGAAUGAUGAGAUUAGCAAUAGCUUUUCUCAAGCGCAAAGCUAAAUUGGAAGGUCUUUUUUGUGUCUCGCUGAAAUUGAUGUGCCAAGUUACUGUGCCCGGUGCAGCAUGCUCAUGCCACUGAAACAGUGCAUCGAUGGCCAUUUUAUCCGUGUGUAAAGAUGUUGUGCCAUUUUGCAAUAAAAAAAAUUAUGAGAUG